UUGUAAGUUGUCUAUUUGCUACGAUGUAGUCUCGUCUUUGAGUCCUUUGCCUGGCUCACAAAUGUCGAUCAUUCGGGUUGGCUCCUCUUCCGAACCGGGGCAAACGACCAGCAAACGACCGUCUAGACAUAAGUGCGGUAAGUGACAGCGAAAUGAUUCCCUCACUGGUCAGACAAACCACACAUGAACAAUCAGCGGCGUCACGACGGUAGCAGCAGUCAGCGCGGCAAGAAGCAGAAGUCUCCAGUCCAAGCCCCUUGUUCGAGCGACACUGGUCAGAUCACUACGGCGAGCAGUGGCACAGCGCAAGAAACUGGCACAAGCUCCGCACACCAGUUGCCCAGUCAACAUCGGAGCGAAGCACCUAGGAGCACUUCUUCAGACACCGCAAUAACGCCUCCAACCCAACAUGAACACGCAGCAGCCGAGAGCACCUCUUCGAGCCCAGGCGCAAGGCGGCAUUCAUCUACUGCAAGAGGCGAUCGUCUACUAUCGGCAGAUCUGUCAGAGUUCGCCAAAGUACAACAAGCACUCCAAGAAGGAUCAACCUCCGACAGCGAGGUCGCAUCGAUGAGGACCAACACAGAAUUUGAACGCAUAGGGCACAGCGACGUAGCUGAACACGAUGUUGUCAUUGCUGCCGCUGGUGCGGCCGCUGAAGCCGUCGAAGAUGCGACUUGGGUUCGUGACAUCCCAGAAGAUGUUCCGGAGGCGGACACUGCUGGAAGUGGCGUGAGGCCGGCGAUGGGCAGAAGCAGGGAUGAUAGCGAUGGUAGCUGAGUAAGGGAGCCAAUAGAGGGUUGUUAUAGCGAAGGUCGCGGGCUGGGGAAAUGUUUGAAGCGUGGUGACGACUGCGAAGUUGUGCGAUAUAGUGGCCGUAGGUACGAACGGCUUAUGCCCUAGAGCAAAUGAUCACAACAAGUCGAUGCAGCCGGGUAGAAAGCAAUCCCUGUCGUAAUGUAUCGGGAUAUUACCAUGAUCAGACUGCUCCGUCAGAUCUUGAUUCUCUGCAUUAGAUAAGUUCAUGACUCCCUUCUUCCUUAAUUCAGAGAUAAGA
Baudoinia panamericana UAMH 10762 is the source of this 1057-nucleotide messenger RNA. RefSeq lists its product as uncharacterized. The record is from RefSeq and is a predicted model, not a curated record. The transcript has a single exon. Lineage: Eukaryota; Fungi; Ascomycota; Dothideomycetes; Mycosphaerellales; Teratosphaeriaceae. The coding region runs from base 184 to 780 and encodes 198 amino acids.